Messenger RNA from Thalassophryne amazonica, 2243 nucleotides. Its product is annotated as transmembrane protein 125. The record is from RefSeq and is a predicted model, not a curated record. The coding region runs from base 588 to 1286 and encodes 232 amino acids. The transcript is spliced from 2 exons. Lineage: Eukaryota; Metazoa; Chordata; Actinopteri; Batrachoidiformes; Batrachoididae.
AAUGAACAAACACUCACGAAGCACGUGAGCGUUUAUUCGUCUGCGGCUCUCUGGCUCCGCCCACCGGCGUCCUGCCACUGUGCCCGCGGCCACACCUGCAGAGAACCGACAGAGACCCGGUGACCGAACACCGGACCGGACACCAGCACCGAUACCGCAGCUCGCUGCGACCAGGACCUCAGGACUUACCGACGGCCGGAACCGACGCUCCGCCGGGCCAAACACGGAUUCAGGAUCCGCCGUGAGGACGAGGAGGAAGGACGCAGGUGACGGCAAACUGAGCGAGUUCUUGGAUUUCUGCUUCGGAUGUUGCCGCACUGAGGAUUUGGAUCCGGAUUGGAUUUUCCGUACGGAUCCCUGCAGCUCAUGUGUAAAUAGACAUGGGAACAUAACACGACUGUAGUACUCGACCCACCUGGGAGGGAUUUGGAACACAGUAUACAGUAACCUCUGGAAUUUUCUGUUGCCGUUGACAGACUGGUGGCAGCGUUAGUCGAUUAAAAAUGAACUGAAAGGUUUGUCAGGUGUGUCUGGGUUUUUCCCGCAGGGGUGUUGGCUUCAUUAAUCAGGCUGGGACCGGCAGCAGAAUGCCUGAACUGGAUGACUUUCCCCCCAUGAGGGACCCCGGAAGCCCUGAACUGGGCCUUAACGGUCCAGUGGACCCAGUCCAGAUUCAGCACAACAUCCUGGACGAGCAGGUGGAGCUGUGGUGGUUCAGGGAUCCCGGAAGAUCUCUGCUCUGCUACUGUGUUGCUGUGCUGCUCAUCCUGGCCUGCGGGCUGGGAGGCGUUGGACUUCUCUCAACCACAACCAGCGUCUCAAGCGAAUGGCGGCUUGGCGCGGGCACGGCCCUCUGCCUGCUGGCACUCGGGGUCCUCCUCAAACAGCUGCUCAGCUCGGCCGUGCAGGACAUGAACUGCGUUCGGAGCCAGCGAAGGAUAAACAUGCUUAAAAGUGGCGGUUUGUCAGACCUGCUCGUGGUUUUGAUUGCCGGGCUGUUGCUGCUGAUUUGUGGAGCAGUUCUCCUGCGGUUUGCCUUGGCUAAUCACAUGCCAAAGCCCGGCCAAGCCCUGAAUGACAUGUACAUAUCUGGGGUGGUGUUGCUCGCUGGAGGUGGUGCCGCAGUCGCGGGAGCAGGAAUAUAUGCUGCUGUGGUCAUGGUGCUGGACAGGACGAGGCACAGGUGGAGGUUGAUGGACAGGGUUUUAAACAUCUUCACCGUUUCUGGACACAUGGACCGGCAGGCGCACAGAGAGACUACCUCCAGUCUUGCUAACCUUAUAUGAGAUGGAACCACGUUAGGGCAGCAGAUGUUGGCAUCGGACCUUUCGUGCUAGAAUCUUUAUCCACCACUGAAGAGUGGCGACUUGGAGAAAGUAGAGAGGUUUUGAGAUCAGAAUCGUAACUAAAUUCAAGCGAUUCCUCUCUUGCACCCCUCGGCUUUUGUUCUGUGCUAAAUACAGGCUGUAUGAGGUGAUUGGGAUUAAGGCAGCAGCCUCGUCUGAGCAAGAUGGUACCAGCACUGUUGAACCAGAUCCAACACGUCUUGACAGCUCACAUUUGUGGCCGACAUAAAACAGCCUGCCCCCAGUGGACAGGAUCAUAAUACAUGAGAUAAUACAAUUAUCAUUGUUGUGAUCCAUUUUUCCUUUUGUCAGUCUGCGGAAAAAAUAAUACAUCUAACACUCCUCCAUUUGUCGAUUCUUAACUAUGCUGAUGCGGGGCGCUGUUUCCCCAAAAUACAAAUAACAUCAGAACCCAUCCAUCUUAGAGCUGCAUCCAGAAUUAGAUCUGUGUCGAGAUCUAAUGACAUUUUCUCUAAUCCAAGGUAUACAAGUCCACCAAACUUCAUUGAAGUACUUAAAUACUUUUGAAAUAUCCUUUUGACAAUCAGACAGCCGCGUGUGGGUUGUUGCCUCAGCCUGCUGAUGCCGCCGCACACCUGGCUGAUUCUUGCACAAACCCUGCACGGCUGUAAAAAUAUCAAGAAAGCUGUGAGAUUUGUCAGGCGCUCCUGCUUCUGGCUCAUCGUCAGAUUCAGGCUGAACAGGCUGUCGGAUAAACUUUCCUGCCACCUUCACAUUGUAACACUUCAUUUAUGAUACUUUAUUCAUCAUAUUUGUUUUUCUUCUUCUUCACAUGUGACAAAGAGCAGGUACAAAGUCAGAUCCUGUGGCAUUGCUUGGAGUUCACAACAUGUGGCUUGUAUUUGACUGACGAAAUCUGAAUUAUUAAAGAUGCAA